Messenger RNA from Lathyrus oleraceus (garden pea), 2652 nucleotides. Its product is annotated as cytochrome f-like. Gene Ontology annotation, cellular component: chloroplast thylakoid membrane. Gene Ontology annotation, biological process: photosynthesis. The transcript has a single exon. Bases 1 to 1029 code for a protein of 342 amino acids. The record is from RefSeq and is a predicted model, not a curated record. Gene Ontology annotation, molecular function: electron transfer activity; heme binding; iron ion binding. NCBI's taxonomy places the organism in Eukaryota, Viridiplantae, Streptophyta, Magnoliopsida, Fabales, Fabaceae.
AUGGAUAGGGAACUGAGUAACCUACCUAAUCUUAUUGUAGAAAUUUUCAGGAUCAAGGAUUGUACCAUGCAAACUAGAAAUGCUUUUUCUUGGAUAAAGAAAGAGAUUACUCGAUCUAUUUCCGUAUUGCUCAUGAUCUAUAUAAUAACUCGAGCACCCAUUUCAAAUGCAUAUCCCAUUUUUGCCCAACAAGGUUAUGAAAAUCCUCGAGAAGCUACCGGCCGGAUUGUAUGUGCUAAUUGUCAUUUAGCUAAUAAGCUCGUAGAUAUUGAGGUUCCACAAGCGGUACUUCCCGAUACUGUAUUUGAAGCAGUUGUUCAAAUUCCUUAUGAUAUGCAAGUGAAACAAGUUCUUGCUAAUGGGAAAAAGGGGGCUUUGAAUGUAGGAGCUGUUCUUAUUUUACCAGAGGGUUUUGAAUUGGCCCCUCCUCAUCGUCUUUCGCCCCAGAUUAAAGAAAAGAUAGGUAAUUUGUCUUUUCAAAGCUAUCGUCCCACAAAAAAAAAUAUUCUUGUCAUAGGCCCCGUUCCUGGGAAAAAAUAUAGUGAAAUUACCUUUCCUAUUCUUUCUCCGGAUCCUGCUACUAAGAGAGAUGUUUACUUCUUAAAAUAUCCUCUAUACGUAGGCGGGAACAGGGGAAGGGGUCAGAUUUAUCCCGACGGAAGCAAGAGUAAUAAUAAUGUUUCUAAUGCUACAGCAACAGGUGUAGUAAACAAAAUAAUACGAAAAGAAAAAGGUGGAUAUGAAAUAACGAUAGUAGAUGCAUCAGAUGGACGUGAAGUGAUUGAUAUUAUACCGCCAGGACCAGAACUUCUUGUUUCAGAGGGUGAAUCUAUCAAACUUGAUCAACCAUUAACGAGUAAUCCUAAUGUGGAUGGAUUUGGUCAGGGGGAUGCAGAAAUAGUGCUUCAAGAUCCAUUACGUGUCCAAGGUCUCUUGCUCUUCUUGGCAUCUAUUAUUUUGGCACAAAUCUUUUUGGUUCUUAAAAAGAAACAAUUUGAGAAGGUUCAAUUGUCCGAAAUGAAUUUUUAGGAAUGUGAAUUUAUCAACAUAUUAAGCUGGUAAAAAGAACUCCAUUUUUAUUGAUAAAUUCUGUAAAGACCAUUGGUUCUUUCUAGUUUUUUUAUACUAUAUUUAGAGAAUUCCUUGUACCGUACAAUUAGUCAGUUAUAGUAUGUAUAUUGUGAAGAAGACUAUAGAAUUAAUUCGAACCAUAUGAUUAUGUCGCUGUUUUCAGAUUAUCAUGUUCUAGAAUAGAAAUCUUCGAAUUUCUAUUGUAAUAGAAUUAACUCGAUACUAAACCUAAAAAAUAGGUAGGUACAGAAUAUUAAGUAAAGUAGAAAUAGAAAAGCGGAAAACAGGAUUCUAUGAUGGAUAAGUUGUCUUUUCCUAGAGUCCGAUUCCUUAUUGUUUAUGUCGAAAUAGAUACGUAGUGAAGGAAUGGACAAACAAAAAAGAGCGGGAAUUGAAUUCACCAAAUACAAGUUUCUUAAUUAACUUCAAAAAAAAAACAAUUGAAUCAUGAGUCUAUAUUAGAAAUAUAUUUCUAGUAAGAUUCCGUUUUCAUUCAGAUCCUAAAAACAGGAUCUGGAAUUUUUUGAAACAUAGAAUAAAGUUAUCUAUUGACUGACUUACAAAAAUAUUCUGAUUAUGAAGAACUCAACGGGACCCACUCGAAUUCAUCAAAGAAAGAGUGGAUCCCUGUUGAGUUCUUAUGCUUUCAUUUCGAAAACGAAAUUCAUGCGAUUAUUACAGGGAUGAUCCCAAUCCGGAAUAUGAACCAUAAAAGAAAAUACCAAUUAAACCGAUCACAACAAUACCAGCUACAGUACCUAUUAUCCAAAGAGGAAUUCUUCCAGUAGUAUUGGCCAUUUAUCCCACUUUCCUCCACAUUUGAUCAAGUAGUCAGUCAUACUAGAGACCUAAACAGUCAUACAUAAUUAUGAAAUGAUAUCCUUCCGAAUAGGAUAAGAGAAUUCCUAAUAUAUAUAUACUAUUCUCUUUUCUUCUAUUAAUUGAUUAAUUAAUUGAAGAAAUAAUUUGAGAAUAAAACAGCAAGUACAAAAAUGAGUAAUAAACCCCAGUAGAGACUGGUACGAUUCAAUUCAACAUUUUGUUCAUUUGGGUUUGAUUGUGUCAUAGUUCUAUAAUUCGGAUUAGGUUUAUCGUUGGAUGAACUGCAUUGCUGAUAUUGAUCCCAAAAAAGAAACGGUGGGUACCGCUAGUCCGUGAACAGCCAACCAUCGUACUGUAAAAAUGGGAUAGGUCCUAUCUAUGGUCAUUGGAGCCUCCUAAAAAGAUCUACUAAAUUCAUCGAGUUGUUCCAAAGAAUCAAAACGGCCAGUUAUUAAAGGAAUUCCUUGUCGGGUUUCUGUAAAAUACUCGUUUGGACGGGGGCUUCCAAAUACAUCGUAAGCUAAACCCGUGCUGACAAAUAACCAACCCGCAAUGAAUAGGGAGGGUAUAGUAAUGCUAUGAAUAAUCCAGUAUCGAAUACUGGUAAUAAUAUCAGCAAAAGAACGUUCUCCUGUGCUUCCAGACAUGCCGAGCUCCACAUAUUCUUAUACAGUCAAAUGGGGAUUGAUUCCAUAAAAGAUCAGAUCAGUAAGUAGAAAUUUACUGAAAUUGAAUUUUUGUGUUACGAUCGUCAAUGGA